Molecule: messenger RNA, 1883 nt
Organism: Dichomitus squalens LYAD-421 SS1
Lineage: Eukaryota; Fungi; Basidiomycota; Agaricomycetes; Polyporales; Polyporaceae
Product: SET domain-containing protein
Exons: 7
Coding region: 476-1627 (383 amino acids)
Biological process (GO): peptidyl-lysine monomethylation
Cellular component (GO): nucleus
Molecular function (GO): protein binding; protein-lysine N-methyltransferase activity
Source: RefSeq, a predicted model, not a curated record
CUAGCUUGAAGCUGGUGACUUUCCUCGCAUGGCUCGCUGACCACCAUGUCCAUAUACACGAAGGUAUAUCCAUUUCUGAGAAUGGUGACACUGGGCUAUCCGUCAUUUCGCACCAAGACAGACCAAUUCUCCAUCCGGACAGACUCUUUGCCAUUCCAAAAACGUCCGUCCUCUCAGUCAGGACGUGUACUCGUGCACACCAAAUCUCCUGGCAUCCCUGCGGACACGGAUCCGUCCUCGCCCUGUCAUUUGCAUUGUAUUCGGAGCUGUGAGUUUCAAUCUAUGGACAUACAACGCACAUUCGGCGUGGUGGCUUUUGUACAUAUCUCCUACUUGCUUCUGACAACAACAGUGGCUUGUAAGGCUCAUAGGACCACGCUCGCGAUGGCAUGGAUACUUGCAGUCUCUCCCUACACCCACUGUUCCCAUUGCCCGGCUUUGGGGCCAUCCUGCGGUUUUCGGUGACGACGAUGCCAUGGCCGCGGCGGAGUGGAUCAGAGGCUCCGAAGUAGAACGAGAGUUGCACAACGAUGAAGGCGGAUCACUUCAGGGGGAGAUAGAUGAUUUCUACGUCUCAGAUGUAUACCCGCUACUGUCCUCUAUGGACAUGCAACCGACCCACGCCGGCUUUCUCCGAGCAUACUCCCUUGUCUGCUCGAGAGCUUUCCAAAUCGAUGCAUACCACGGCCUCUCCAUGGUGCCACUUGCAGAUGCAUUCAACCAUAGCCACGAAAACCACGUACAACUAGCGAGCGAGUACGACGUUUGUCCGGCUUGCGGCUCGCUGUCGGAGUGUCCGCACGAUCGUGAGGACGGAUCAUCAAUACAAGCGGAUCAACCUAUUGCCGUCACACCAUCCAUCGAUCCUACUGAUACGGUCGACAUGGUCACGGUGCGCUCUAUACCGCCAGGUGUCGAGGUCUUCAACACAUACGGGGAAACUCUAGGCAACGCCGCUCUUCUCGCACGCUACGGCUUCAUGCUGAACGGUUCAGAAGCCGAUACGGUCACUUUCGGGUGGCACGGGUCAUCUCUCGAACUGCGCCCCGGCGACUCAUACUGGAAGAGCGUCUACGACCUCGUCGUGGAACCAGCGGGUGGAAUCCUUGCAAGCAGUCUCAUGGUGUACUUCCCCGAUAUGGAGCCCGACAUAAGCCCCGUCCUGUCCAUUGAUAGUGAUGGUCGAGUCUCCAUUGCACUCUUCGUGUGGGCGAUAGUGGAAUCUAUGAGUGUGCAAUAUGGGGCUGAGUCCACAGAGCUCAGUGUCUCUGUGCUGCGCUGCCUAUUACGAGUAGAGGCGCUUCGCGACAUGGAAGAACGGGACGAAGACAUAGAGAUACCAUCAGAAGCUGGGCCACCUCCUGGUCCUACAGCUGCUCUAUUUCUUGCGCAGACUGCAAAAGAAUUAGAUAACCUCUGUCGCACGAGAGUAGCCAAUAUGGGUCGAGUGGAAUAUCGGGGGACAAACAUGGAAGUGCUUGGCGAAGUGUUUGACGACCUCCCUGCAGAUAGACCGAAAACACGCCUUGCGCUGGAGUACCUUCUGGGAGAGCGUGCAGUGCUGGAAGUUUGUGCAGCAGGAUGGGAGGAGGUGAAGAAUAUCGCCGAUACCUUAUCCCUUGGAUAAUGAGGCGCGCGGAAUUCGUCCAGGUUUGGAGCGCUGCUGAUAUCGGCAGAACAUUCGCCCAGCCGUACCAUUUCUCGGAAGUCCAGAUGUACGGCACAGACUUAACGCAGGAAUUCAUCGUCGUUCUGGCGUCAUCGUAGGGUCGACAUUUGGGAUGGUGAUACACGCCGGGGCACAGGGCAAACACACCGCAUUUUGUUGUAAUUAUACGACAAGCCCAAGUGGCGAGAUUACGAAUUGUUUACAUAUCGGUGAG